This is a messenger RNA of Vombatus ursinus (common wombat), 2166 nucleotides long. It is a transcript of the gene EME1, whose product is annotated as essential meiotic structure-specific endonuclease 1. The coding region runs from base 469 to 2166 and encodes 565 amino acids. Gene Ontology annotation, molecular function: nuclease activity; DNA binding. Gene Ontology annotation, biological process: replication fork processing; double-strand break repair; mitotic intra-S DNA damage checkpoint signaling. The transcript has 10 exons. Gene Ontology annotation, cellular component: nucleus; Holliday junction resolvase complex. The record is from RefSeq and is a predicted model, not a curated record. Lineage: Eukaryota; Metazoa; Chordata; Mammalia; Diprotodontia; Vombatidae.
AGAGACCGGCAAAACAAGCAUUUGUGAGGCGCCUCCUACGUGCCCGGCAUCAGCCUCAGAGCCGGGGCCCCAAGUAGAAGGAAUGAAACAAUCCCUGCUCACAAAGAGCUUACAUUUGAACGGAGGAGAUGGCAAGAACGUUAUGGAUACAUACAGCAUAAAUAUAUACAGUUCUUAAAUACGUAUUUGAUAGACUUAAUUAGCGAUACAAAAUAAUUAAGUAGCCGGUAGUUUAGAAGGGAGGGCACUAGUGGUUGGGUGGGAGUCUUGCAAAGAUGGUGCUCGAACUUUUUUUAUAUUCAUCUGAAUUUAUAGAAUAAACUCAAGGAAGAAAAGUAUAGUAUGAUGAAUACUGGAAAAUGAACUUAGUUUCAAAAGCUUCCACUUUGACCUUCUCCUGAUGCCACUAGUUCCCCAAGACAGAAAAAAGUCUACAUUGGACAGGGAAUAUAGCUUGACAGCCUUUUAAUGAUGGGUCCGAAGAAGCUACCACUGGAUACAAGUGAGAGUGACUCUGAGGAGCUGCCAACAUUUACAUUUCUGAAACAGAAGCCAUCUUUGACAAAGAGCGGCCAAGUUGUGGUCCACAGCUCAGAUGCGGAGUGUUCCUCUUCUUCUCCUGUUGCUCUCCAAGAGGCCGCCAGAACUGUUUCCCCAGAAGAGCCAGUUACAGUGCUAAGCAGUGAGAGUGAAGAGGGAGAGGAGCUUAUUCCGCUGGUGCAGAGACUUCAGUGCAGAACAACAUAUAGUUUUUCUAAAGCACAAGAAUCAAGUCAUCAGGACUCAAGCUCCCAAACUAAAUGUGCUUUGAGCCAUCAGCACAAUGAAGGAACAGCAGAAGAAUGGAAAGAACAGCCCUUUCCAAAGACCCUUGUUCUCUCUAAUUCUUCCUCAGUUAAAGAGGUUUCAAAGAAUGACGGGGACGUUGUUGAAGAAGAACCACACAAUUAUCUUCCAGCCUACUCAUCUGUCUUCCCAGUCCAGAUUAGAAAUGUGUCAGCCACGGAGAAAAGUUCAGUGCUCUCUCCUUCCCCAAAGAGAACUAAGUACGCUCAGAAGGAGAGGGGGAAAGGCUGGCAGGGUCCCCUCCAGACCCAAAGGAAACAGAAAGAAAGUGAGCAGAGACAGCAAGAGAGAGAAAGGAAGAAAGCCCUGGCCAACAUGCUAAAAGCACAGAAGCCAGAGGCAUGUCUGAAGCACAUCACAGUUGUAUUAGAUCCAGCUCUCUUACAGCUUGAUGGUGGUGGUCAGAUCCUCAGUGCUCUGCAAGCUAUGGAGUGUCACUGUGCGAUUGAGGCACAGACCAUUCCAUGUAGCAUCACUUGGAAGAGGAGAGCCAGCCUGUCUCAGGCUGAAGAGGGAAACUUGAUGGAAGAACCUUUCCUUCUGGUCCUGCUCCGGGAAAAGGAGUUUAUGACCAUGAUCUACAAUUCAAAGCAGGAUGGCCCUGAAGGGAAAGAAACUCUGCAGAGCUUUGUAACCUGGGUCACAACAAAGACAUUAGGGAAGACUCUGUCACUGGCAGUCAUGGAACAGGAAAAAUAUUUUAGCUCUCCAAAACCCCAGAGGAGGAAAAAACAGGGAGUCACAGUGAAUAGAGAUCAAGCCAAGGGGAAGGUAAAUCAGAAGGGAUCAAAGGAGAACAGAGAAUUUGCUCCAGUAUUGUCCAGGGUAGAUGUAGAAAUGGCUUUGGUGGAGUUGCAGCUUCACACAGAAGCCCAGAUUAGAAUCCUGAAGAGCUGGAAGGAGCUGGCUGACUUCAUCUGUAUGUUCACCAAGGCUGUGGCUGAGGCACCCUUCAAGAGAUCUCGGGAUCAGACUAAUUUUUCCUUCUGUCUGGCGAGUGAUUGGGCUGGAGGGGUAAAGGUGGACUGCUCUGGCAAGGGACUUACACUGGUCUGGAGGAGGCAGAUUCAACAGCUAAAUCGAGUUAGCUUGGAGAUUGCCAGUGCAAUCGUAAGCGCCUAUCCCUCACCUCGGCUCUUGCUACAGGCAUAUCAGCAGUGUUUAUCCGAGCAAGAAUGUCACAAUCUGCUUGCAGACAUCCAGGUGCGCCGAGGGGAGGGUGUAACAACUACUUCUCGACGAGUUGGGCCAGAGCUCUCUAGGCGCAUCUAUUUUCAGAUGACCACUUUGCAGCCAGACCUCUCUCUGGAUGGCACAUAG